Brassica oleracea var. oleracea is the source of this 729-nucleotide messenger RNA. Its product is annotated as transcription factor HY5-like. Gene Ontology annotation, biological process: regulation of photomorphogenesis; response to red light; response to far red light. Bases 90 to 578 code for a protein of 162 amino acids. NCBI's taxonomy places the organism in Eukaryota, Viridiplantae, Streptophyta, Magnoliopsida, Brassicales, Brassicaceae. The transcript is spliced from 4 exons. The record is from RefSeq and is a predicted model, not a curated record. Gene Ontology annotation, molecular function: DNA-binding transcription factor activity, RNA polymerase II-specific. Gene Ontology annotation, cellular component: nucleus.
UUCCCAAGUCCCGCCUCUUUUCCUCAAUCUCUCUCUCUCUCUCUUCGAUUACUUAUCACCAGCUUCCGACACACUCUCUCUAAAGAAAAAUGCAGGAGCAAGCGACAAGCUCUCUACCAUCAAGCAGCGAGAGAUCAUCAAGCUCUAAUCCGCAUUUGGAGAUCAAAGAAGGAAUCGAAAGCGAUGAGGAGAUACGGCGAGUUCCGGAGUUCGGAGGAGAAGCCACCGGAAAAGAAGCCUCUGGAUCGGCGAAUGGUCAGGACAGGACACAGAUAGCUGUCGGAGAAGGUCAGAGGAAGCGAGGGAGGACUCCGGCUGAGAAAGAGACCAAGCGGCUAAAGAGGUUGUUGAGGAACAGAGUGUCAGCACAGCAAGCAAGAGAGAGGAAGAAAGCGUACUUGGGUGAGUUGGAGACCAGAGUGAAAGACUUGGAGAACAGAAACUCUGAACUUGAAGAGAGACUCUCUACUUUGCAGAACGAGAACCAGAUGCUUAGACAGAUUCUGAAGAACACAACAGGAAACAAGAGAGGAGGAGGAGGAGGAGGAGGUGGUUCUAACGCUGAUGCAAGCCUUUGAUCUCCCUUGUUCUUGUUUUUGUGCUAUUUAUGUGGAUAAAAUUUUACAGGGAAACGUAUUAAUAAUAAAUUAUUGUACAAUUUUUAUAUUUGCAAUGGGAUGUGACUUGUGAGAUAUUAUAUAGUUAUCUUGUAAUCUUUAGUCUUUUUUU